Kalmanozyma brasiliensis GHG001 is the source of this 1104-nucleotide messenger RNA. RefSeq lists its product as uncharacterized. The record is from RefSeq and is a predicted model, not a curated record. Bases 1 to 1104 code for a protein of 367 amino acids. The transcript has a single exon. Lineage: Eukaryota; Fungi; Basidiomycota; Ustilaginomycetes; Ustilaginales.
AUGACGCUCUUCGCGCAAACCAAUCCUUCCUGGCUGGACAGCGGCCCGCUACUGACGCUGCGCAACCUGCUCGAAUCGGUCUUCUUCCGCUCACCCGAACCGCAGCCGGUCUCGACCUGGCGACUCAUCCUCGAUCCGCCGAUGCCCUACUGGGUCACCGCCUUCUCUCAAACCUGUCGCCUCAUCUCUCUCCUCAUCCUGCUUCCCGUCCUCAUCAUUGGCAUGUUGGACUUUGCGGGGUAUGCCGUCUUCCGAACGCUCGGUCUGCACCGCCGGCGGGUUCGCAUUCAACGUCAAACGGCAGCGGGAGCCGUUGUGCCGCUGGGUCGCACUGGCUCGCGUCGCAAACCACGUGUCUAUCAGAACGACAAACAUCGACCGACGGAUCGAAGCAACAUUCCGUCGAUCGUGCAGGCGCCGUUGUUGAGUCCCGGGACGUACGAUGCCGAGACGCUGCUUCGCCAACGCGCGCGGAGUUUGAGCAUUGCGUCUGCGGAAGAGCACGCUGCGUGGGUCGCCAGUGGCGGUCAACAGGCGAGACUGAGCGCGAUUGCUAAGGAAGGAGGUGAUGCCACCAAUGCCGAUAGCGACGCGGAGGGGCAGGAUGGGGAUUACUUUGGUCGUGCCCCCCGCGUUGGCGUCGAUGGCCCGCUCGGUCUCGCAGACACCGACGUCGAUAGCGGCACCGAGAGUGGGCGCGAUAGUCCCGUCGUUCGGCGCAGAAGAGGUCUCUCUGGCGGUCUCAACUUUACACCCGUCAGCCCCAACCCGGAGAAACCGGUACCGCUCGAGACAGCGACCACAGACCCAACGCAUACCGCGACCGCAGCAGACACGGAUCCAGACGCACCCCUACCCCACCAGGCAGAGUCGGAACACGCAAGCGUGCGCAGCCUCAGCAGCGAUUCGCCCAGCUCGUCGAAUGGCGAACGGGCCCACCAGCGGGAGGGAAAGAGGAGCGAGGAUGGGUCGGGGUCGAAUAUGAGCUCGUCUUGGAUCGGUGUCGAGCCGGAUAGCGUGGAGGGAUCGAUUGCGCCCCCUGUGACGGUGGACCCCGUGCAGGCGGCGGCCGCGGCCGGGCUUGAGCCUACCCAGCAGGAUUGA